AUGUCCGAAGAACUUCAGGAUGAAGUUGAAGCAAUAAAUUCCAUCUACGGCGACGGUAGCCUGGUCCCCGUAGAAGACGACUCCUCUGUAUUUAUUCUCAAACUUCCAGGCGAUGCAUCUUCUCUGCGUCUGAGAUUCCCGUCUGAUUACCCCUCUAAGCCCCCCAGUGCCCUCAGUACACACCACAGUUCUGGUGGUGUCAAAGGCGCCGGUGCUCGUGACCUGGCACUUUUCCGAGACGCUCUGGGCGAGGUAUUUCAAGAGGGUCUGGUUUGUCUAUUCGAUGCCGUGGAGGAGUUCACGCGGCGUGCGCAGGAGCAGAAACCAGAGCCCGAAAGUGAGGCCCCAGCGCCAUCAACACCUGAAGAAGAAGACUACGAGCAACCAGACUUUCCCCCUCCGGAAUGGUUUCUAUCCGAUCUCGUGACAGAGUCGAAAUCAACAUUCUUAGCUCAUGUUGCACGAGUUACUUCGCCAGAUCAGGCUCGAUACUACGUCCAACUUUUGCUCUCAUCAGACAAACGCAUACGCAGCGCCACGCACAACAUGACAGCAUGGCGGAUCCGCGGACCCGGGGCUACGAGUUUCCAGGACUGCGAUGACGACGGCGAGACAGCUGCUGGUGGAAGGAUGUUGCAUCUGAUGCAGGUCAUGGAUAUCUGGGAUGCCAUGGUGGUGGUGACGAGGUGGUACGGCGGUAUUCAGCUAGGACCUAGAAGGUUUGCGCUCAUCAAUGCCGUAGCUAGGGACGGGUUUGUAAAGGCCGGAUUGGUAAAAGAAGAGAAGCAGGAGAAGAAAAGGGGGAAGUGA
Messenger RNA from Fusarium musae, 810 nucleotides. RefSeq lists its product as uncharacterized. The record is from RefSeq and is a predicted model, not a curated record. NCBI's taxonomy places the organism in Eukaryota, Fungi, Ascomycota, Sordariomycetes, Hypocreales, Nectriaceae. Gene Ontology annotation, molecular function: protein binding. The transcript has a single exon. Gene Ontology annotation, cellular component: cytoplasm. The coding region runs from base 1 to 810 and encodes 269 amino acids. Gene Ontology annotation, biological process: regulation of translational initiation.